AUGCGCACGUUUGUGUUUAUCAGCGAUAUCCCGGAUUUCGUGCUGCAGCCAUGGUUUGGCGACGCCAAGCGGGAGGCAACGGCCGUCGUGAGGCCUAAUCGAGAUCCACGCUACGAACGGCUGCGUCGCCUUCUCGCGGAUCACACCUCCGGGCUGAUGUUGGUGAUGCAUCUCGAGACCAAAGGUUACGGCCUCGCGCUCUACGCGAGCGAGGCGGAGGCCCUAGAGGCCUGCAAGACGACGAUAAUCCCUGAUCCGCCAGCCGCGCAUGGCGAGGCGGGAAAAGAGGGAGGGGAGGGGAGGUCCCUUCCCGCCCCCACUCCUCUUCGCCUUCGCAUUGUUGAAAAGGAAAAGCCCCCGCCGGUCGAGGCGGUCUACAACCCAACCAUCGUAAUCGAGGGGGAGACGGUUCAGAAAAGUGAUCUCGCGAACACGCGCGGGUUGGAGCUGACGUACCGCGGCCGCGUGGUGCCGAAGUGGUGUGUGAAUACGCUAGAUAAGGUGGACUGCCCCUUUGGAGCGUCUUGCCAUCACAUUCAUCGCGUGGCGUAUCAGAAAACCAUACGAAAGCGCCCCCGCCUCGCCUACGAGGGGGGAGGGGUUCAGGGCUCGGGAGGGUUAAGCCCCGAGGAGCGCAGGGCCGUGGAUGCCCUUCUCAUGAACUGCAAGUUGGCAGAGGAGCGGCUACUGCAGCUUCGCUCCUCUGCCAUCGAACACCUCCCGACGGCGUUUGUUUCCUUCUCCAUUGACGAUCUGGAGCGGUACUUGAACGGUGGCGGCAACAAUGUCCUCUCCGACGAUAGCGAUGAUCUCAUGCUUCGGGAAAUGGCAAACCGUCUGGAGGAGGCCUGCCGCCAUAGCGCGCCAUCGCUUUUAUCGGGCGGCGCGAUCUUUCUACGCUUCAGCUUCCCGGGCGGCGCGCCGUGGGAUUGGAGCUUGCACUGCGAUCGCGAGGAGGGGCUGCCACGGUUGCGCAAGCGUUGUCCCUUCCCCCCGAACGGUGCCCCAACGCCACUGGAUCGAGAUAUCUUCCUCCAGCGCCUUUUCUACCACAUUAAUCAAUGCAAUGCCUUUACCAGCGUGUUAGAGGCGCUGCAGGUGAUUCGGUAUAGUAAACGCCUCCGAUGUGCCUUUGAGGAGUUUAAAAAUCGAAAUUCAAGAGCCCUCACUAGAGCGGACCCCACCUCCCAGGGGAACCCGGAGGUGGUUUACCUGUGUAUUCGACCGUGGCUAUACCUGCCGACGGUUGGUUGCGAGGUUGAGGCGUUCAUCGAGGAGAACGGAAGACGAGUUCGUGGGUUUGUGCAGCGAUACGGCCAGCUACGGCUGAUGCAGACGGUGGGCUCUCUUCCAGGACCCCAUCAAUCCACCGGCGAGGGGUCGAGCACGGAUGCCGACUUGGAUGCUGCGUUAUCUCGUUUUAUUUCUGUGGGCAGUGAGACGGAUACGGCGGCGGAGGCAGAUCUGCUUAGUGAAACUCAACGCUUUGGGAAGUGUUUCAGACGUGCUGUGGAGCAGCUGCGAGGGCAUCUCAUGAGUCUCGAGCAAUCCCAGCCUUCUUCCGCAUCAGAAGAGAAGCGCGAGGAUCCAAGUUCUUCCACAGGUGAAGGCAAUGACUGUUGCCUCCACGUUUCCCCUAAAGCCUCGUGGUGUGUGCAGAUGGCGCUGGUGUUGCCACCGCCGUCAUCAUCCCCCGCGGAAGCCGCUGAAAGGAUGGCCUCCCCAUCCGUGGCGGUGCUAUCUUUCAAGUCGUAUUUGCAGGCCUUGGAGGAGUGCCCUAUGGACACUUAUCUAACUCGAAAUACCACCACCGCUAGUUCAAACAAGGGCCCAAGCGCUGAGGCGGAGGUACUAUGGAAUUUGAAAAAGCAUAUGUAUGCUCCCUUACUUCCGUUGGACGUGCUUGAGAAAUUAAGGGCGUAG
Phytomonas sp. EM1 is the source of this 1923-nucleotide messenger RNA. Lineage: Eukaryota; Euglenozoa; Kinetoplastea; Trypanosomatida; Trypanosomatidae. The record is from the annotation of a GenBank genome assembly.